Molecule: messenger RNA, 525 nt
Organism: Cylicocyclus nassatus
Lineage: Eukaryota; Metazoa; Nematoda; Chromadorea; Rhabditida; Strongylidae
Source: the annotation of a GenBank genome assembly
CAAACCUCCAUCUAUUACAGGAUACGUGCCGCACUAUGGGUUACCCUGCUAACGAAACUGCUGAGAAAACGCGACAUUGCCACUGCUGAAGUUUCAAUUCAAUCCUUCAAUGGCUUGCAAGUGGUUGUUCUCGAAAACGAAAUAGUGUCUCUGAUCUGUCCAAAUUGCGACUUAGAUGAUACAGAUGUGAAGUUCAUUCAAUAUAAACACAAUGAAAGCAAAUCUAUAAUCGGACAAUGGUACGAACCGGGCGAAGAGUGCCUUCUUCGCUACAAAGUCUCAGUCAAUGAUAAUGGAACCUACACCUGCAUAAACGGAGGUGAAGGAAAAAUUUGGGAAGUUUCCCUCAUAGUUCUGCGGCAUGAAACAGAUGAGCCGACACUGAACUUGCGGAUAAGUUCACCGAAAGCAGUACCGCAAAAAGUCACGAUAGCAUGGUCAAUCGCGAAUGUAAAGUCUUUCCUACAAAGACAGUAUGUGUCUGUAGUUCUUCAAAAUGCUCGAAUGUGGUGUUGUUUCCGUUGC